Messenger RNA from Camellia sinensis, 2180 nucleotides. The record is from RefSeq and is a predicted model, not a curated record. Lineage: Eukaryota; Viridiplantae; Streptophyta; Magnoliopsida; Ericales; Theaceae.
AGCAUUGGAGCCGAUGUGAACCAAAAACUAUUCAGGGGUUUCGCGACAACAGCAGCAGUGAGGGAGGGCCACCUUGAGAUUUUGGAGAUCUUAGUUAAAGCUGGUGCUUCUCAGCCAGCUUGUGAGGAGGCAUUGUUAGAGGCAAGUUAUCAUGGUCGUGCAAGGCAUGUGGAGUUGCUCAUGGAAUCUGACCUGAUUCGUCCUCAUAUUGCAGUGCAUUCUCUUGUCACUGCAUGCUGCAGAGGGUUCAUGGAUGUGGUAGAUGCUCUCAUUAAGUGUGGAGUGGAUGCAAAUGCAACUGAUCGGGUGUUGCUCCAAUCUUAUAAGCCUUCUCUACACACAAAUGUUGACUGUACUGCACUCGUGGCUGCUGUUGUGAGCAGGCAGAUCUCUGUGGUCCAUUUGUUGCUACAGGCUGGUGCCAGAACAGACAUCAAAGUGCAACUAGGGGCAUGGUCAUGGGAUACAGCUUCAGGCGAAGAGUUUAGAGUGGGCGCAGGACUAGCAGAGCCCUAUGCCAUCACCUGGUGUGCGGUGGAAUAUUUUGAACACAGUGGUGCUAUCUUACGUAUGCUCCUCCAAGUAGUCUCCCCCAACACCCCACACUAUGGAAGAACCCUCCUGCACCAUGCCAUUCUCUGUGGCAAUAUAGGAGCUGUUAAUGUGGUAUUGGGUUGUGGUGCACACGCAGAAGCCCCUGUUAAAACAACACAGAAAACUAUGUUCCGUCCAAUACACAUGGCUGCCCGGCUUGGAUUGUCGACAAUACUUCAAUGCCUAAUUGACUAUGGCUGUGAUAUGAACUCAAUGACAGACACUGGUGAGACAGCUCUGAUGAUCUGUGUAAAAUAUAAGAGGGAAGAGUCCCUCAAAGUAUUGGCCACAGCUGGUGCUGAUUUUGGUUUGGUCAAUAUAGCCGGUCAAUCUGCAUUGUCAAUCGCAGGGUCAAGCCAAUGGUCUCUUGGGUUUCAACAAGCUGUGCUAGAUGUAAUUAGGGCUGGAAUAGUUCCCAAAUCGAGUAAUGUGUCCAUUUUUUCUCCUCUAAUGUUCAUAGCUAGAUUGGGUGAUAUUCAAGCCUUGAAAGCUCUAAUUGGACAGGCUGAAAUUGAUCUUGACCAUCAGGAUGAUAAAGGUUUCUCUGCAGUCAUGGUUACUGCAAUGGAAGGUCAUGUUGAAGCUUUUCGCUUGCUUGUCUAUGCUGGGGCUGACGUGAAGCUGUGUAACAAAUCUGGCGAGACUGCUAUAACCCUAUCUGGAUUCAAUCAAAACCGUGAUUUGUUUGAGAAAGUAAUGCUUGAAUUUGUUAUUGAAAAGGGUAAUCGUAAUGGUGGAGGUUUUUACGCCCUACAUUGUGCAGCUCGCCGUGGAGACUUGGAUGCAGCGAGAUUGUUGGUGCAUAUAGGUUAUGACAUAAAUUUCCCUGAUGGGGAUGGCUACACACCACUCAUGUUGGCUGCAAGGGAAGGCCACGGAAGCACGUGCGAGCUCUUGAUUUCAUAUGGAGCACGUUGUGAUUUAAGGAAUGCAAAAGGUGAAACUGCACUUUCACUUGCAACAAAGAAUGGUGGUGCGAAGAAUGACGCAAUACGGGUGAUAAUGGAUGAGCUUGCUCGCAAGCUGGUGUUGAGUGGUGAUCUUGUGCUGAAGCAUAGGAAGGGUGGGAAAGGAUCUCCACAUAGUAAAGUUAUUAAGAUGGUGGAGGCUACCGGGGUGUUGAGGUGGGGGAAUUCAAGCCGAAGAAAUGUUAUAUGCCGGGAGGUUGAGGUGGGACCAAGCUUGAGUUUUAAGAGGCUGAGGCAGAGGAAGGGUGAUGCGGGUGAGCCUGGAGUGUUUCGGGUGGUGACGACGAAGAACAAGGAAGUGCAUUUUGUGUGUGAAGGUGGAUUUGAGAAGGCAGAGCUGUGGGUGAGGGGAAUAAAGCUAGUGACAAGAGAUGCUAUAUUUGGUAUAAAGAAAGUGGAAACAUAAUGGAAUAGAAGGUUCAUAAUUAGGAAGUAAAGUAUGUAGAUGUUUUGGGUAGUACUUUGUCUCGAAGUACUUGGGAACUAUUCGUCUUCAUUGUAAAAAUUUUGAAUUUACCCUAGUUGUAAAUGGAUUUUGGAAGUAAAAGCAAAUGUAUUCUUCAAAACAGAAUCUUUAGGAUUUGUUUACUAAUAUAUGUUGGUUAGUGGGUUCAGUCA